AUGACCUUAACUACGGACAACAUUCCCACGGUACCUGCUAACAAUCCAAUCGCUAAUUCAUUUAGCUCGUUUGAUGACAUCUCUAGAAAAGUUCUGAGAGCCAAUUAUCCUGCUACAAAUCGAAAAUCGUUAACCCCUAACGGUGGAGGUUCCUCUAGCAGCAGCAGCGAUUCUGACAAUCCUAACAUCGACCAAAUUUUGCAAGUUUUAAUUUCAACAAAUUUAAAUCCGAGCAAUACUUUUGAACAUGAUUUAUUGGAAUUGUUAGUUUCUGGAUGCAAUACUAUUAAUACAGCUGACGAGCAUGUGGCUUCAAAGUUUAGUAGAAUUAUUUUUACUUUUUGUAGUAGACAUAUG
Racocetra persica is the source of this 357-nucleotide messenger RNA. Lineage: Eukaryota; Fungi; Glomeromycota; Glomeromycetes; Diversisporales; Gigasporaceae. The record is from the annotation of a GenBank genome assembly.